Anopheles cruzii is the source of this 1227-nucleotide messenger RNA. RefSeq names its product odorant receptor 22c-like. Gene Ontology annotation, cellular component: plasma membrane. Lineage: Eukaryota; Metazoa; Arthropoda; Insecta; Diptera; Culicidae. The transcript is spliced from 6 exons. Gene Ontology annotation, biological process: sensory perception of smell; detection of chemical stimulus involved in sensory perception of smell. Gene Ontology annotation, molecular function: olfactory receptor activity; odorant binding. The record is from RefSeq and is a predicted model, not a curated record. Bases 1 to 1227 code for a protein of 408 amino acids.
AUGAUUAACCGACCACCAUUCGAGCGCGACCCGUCGUCGUCACCGGCAGCGGAGCAACGGUCGUGGAGCAUCUUCCGGUUGCAGCGCAGGAUUUUGCUCGUCUUCGGCAUCUGGCCAGCGGACCGGGAAAGCCGCGGCCGACUCCGAACGGCCCUGAUCGCGCUGAACCUGGCCGUACUCGCCAUCUGCAUGGUAGGUGAGUUCCUGCACGGUCUGUACGCGUACCAGGACGGUGAUCUGGGCGAGGCCAUCGAAAGCAUCUGUCCGACGGUGGCGCGCGUCUCCGGUCUCCUGCGCAUGGUGUUCUACCUGAUGAAUGAGCGCAAAAUCGAGCGAGUCCUCAAAACCGUUCAGCAGGUUCUGCGAGACGAGCAUCCGCGCGAAAGGGCCAACACGCGGCGCAUCACGUACCUCGGCCAGCGGCUAACGUUGCACCUGUUCCUCAUGAUGUUCUUCGCCGCGAUGCUAUACGGACUGACACCGUUCCUCGGCAUGGCCUACAACUGGCACCAAGGCCAACGGCCGCUCGUCAAGAUUCUCCCCUUCAAGCUCGCCUUACCGUACGAUUGGCAGAACGGGGCGUACUUUGCGCUGACCACGCUAUUCCUGAAUUACGCGUCCGUGCCGACCAUCACGUCCCAGUCCGGCAGCGACGCCCUGCUGACCGGUGUCUGCCUCUACUUCUGCGGCCAGUUCAAUGCGCUCCGGCUCGAGAUCGAAUCGCUCGGACCCGGGCCGGCGCCGCUGGUGGCCGACGAGGCGGAAACGCGCCACAUCAACCGCGAGCUGCGGCGCAUCAGCCGGCGCCACCAGCGCACCAUCGAGAUGGUCCACGAGGUCCGCGCCGCCUUCGCCCCCAACAUCCUGCUCGUGUACACGUGUACCGCGCUCAUUAUGUGUAUCGUGUGCAUCGCGAUGCUCAUCGUGGAAGGGAUCUACAAGUUCACGUACCUGCCGUACGCGUUCGCCGAGCUGGCCAUCCUGUUCCUCUACUCGUACAGUGGCACCAUCAUUCGGGACGCGAGCGAGGCCAUCCAGACGGUGGCGUACAACUUUCCCUGGUACCGGUACAACCGCGACACGCGCCACCUCAUCCAGAUGAUGAUGAUCCGGGCCCAGCGGGGCUCCAACCUGAACGUGCCGUUCUUCGAGACCUCCAUGGCGACGUUCUCGGUGAUCGUUCGCAGUGCCUCCUCCUACAUAACGCUCAUGAAGUCGUUCCUCUGA